Rhagoletis zephyria (snowberry fruit fly) is the source of this 7993-nucleotide messenger RNA. RefSeq names its product serine-rich adhesin for platelets. The record is from RefSeq and is a predicted model, not a curated record. NCBI's taxonomy places the organism in Eukaryota, Metazoa, Arthropoda, Insecta, Diptera, Tephritidae.
CUUAUAAUAGUUAUAGUUUUAUUUAGUUACAAUAGUGAUACGUGUAAGUUUUUAUGUUUAAAAGCGCGAAGUGUUCACAUUUGGUGUAAAUUUUUUUCACAUCUACAUUUCUGACAUCAUGGUCGAAAAGUAAAUCAAUUUUUUAUAAAAACUACGCCGCCUCAUAAGGCAACUUUUCUGGAUUUUGCCUCCUAUUUCAUUAUUGGAGCUAUACAAGUUUUUAAUUCACAUAAAAGAACUAAAUUUAUUAAAAUAAAAUUAGGUUGAAUUGCAAUAGACUUCUUUCUGAUUUACACAUCCCAUUUUACAAUUGGUUGCACCCCUGAGUAGAUGUGUGGUAAAUGUUUUGCAUUUUGCUUUUCGUUUCGAUUUUCUGCCUUUCGCAUCUUCGCUAUCAUUGUGGUUGGGUUGUUCUGAUUAGCAUUUUCGCACGCGCCUUCUCCAAAUUUACAUUUUUACAACAUUGCAAAAUUAUUAGAAAUCGGAAAAUCUGAACGGAAAAUGCGAAAAAUCAGGAAAUGUUAAACAAGAAAAAAUUCGGCACCGGAGUAAUCUUUUGAAAGAAAAUAUUAACAUAAAAUUAGUGUGGUAUUGGCAUUGUGUAACAACGACGGUGACAACAAAGAACGUUAUAAUUAUUUGCAAUUAUUUAGACCAGGCCAUUCGGUGCCCUGAUGAUUUUUCCAAUCUAAGGAGAACGUUUGGCGUGACAAUUAUUUUAUAAACAUGAAGUUUUACUAGAACCCAAAUAGAGCGAUACAAUUUUUUUGGGCAGUGACAUGUGAUAAAAAUCAACUUAGUAAAAGAGGAACAGCGGAAGAAUCCGUACAGAAAAGGCCAAAUUAAAUCAAACGCGUGCAGGGAGAAUAUGAGUUAUUUUACAAACAAUGAAAGCGAAAAACAAAAUCCAAUCUUUAGCGAAGAAUCAACAAUACAAACCUCUACAGUGACUACUGUGGCCGCUCCAAUAAGCACCACAGCGUUAAGCGGCUCACAAGUUGGUACUCAACAGGAUUUUCGAACGGAUACGGAGCAGCAAAUAGAACUAUCCGGAAAUGCCAGUAGUGCUCAGACUUAUGCAGCGGAUACACAAAAUAGUGAUGGAUAUCAUUAUUCUGCUUCAGCCAGUGGUGAAUCCAUGCUUGGAGUUAGUGAUGAUAGAAAACCGAUAGACAUAGUAGCUGCUGAGGGUGUUGGGGAGUGGGUGUUUACAAAUGCGGGUGCGACUGCCGACAUCCAAGGAGAAUGCGUUGCAGUAACAGCCACAGCAAUCCUAGCUGCUACAACAAGCCAACAACAAAAAGGCGAUAAUACUUCUAUUAACGUCUCAGCACCAAAAAGUAAUGACAACGCUGCAACGGAUGUUGAAAGUGUAGACUUAGUGGGGGAUUGUACGAGAAUGCCUCGUUUUGUCAAAGAUACAUUCGGUAUAGGGGCAACAACAACGGCCACAAAAGCAACCGAUUCACUAUUAGUAUCAUCAGCAACAACCACUAAACCGCCAAUACCGCCGACACCACCCACAUCGCCGACAUCGCCCACUUUGCCAAUGUCAACAUCUGUGGCGACCGCACAAUGCAGCGCAACACCUCUUGCGCACACUUCAAGCGAUCCCUCAUUCGCCGUGCAGUCACAGUUGCGUCGCAAUCAACAGCAGCAGAAAAUGAAAAGCUAUCAUGACACAAAGCAGACGACAAUGUGGUCUAAAGAUUCUGUCUUAGGGUCAAGCGGUAGUAUAAGCAUCGAUGCCACAGCAACGGCAUUAACCAGCUGCACAGGUGCUGUUAUAAAAAGUGGUACAUACAGUGCUACGGUUUCACCGUUUUCAAUACGCAAAAGUUCUGAUCCGAACAAUGUGUUGCCUCGCCGUGUAUCAUUUCCAAAAAGUGACAAUGAGCUGGUCACAGGCUAUCUGGAGCCAGCCAACCCAUGGGGACAAGCAUGUUUGGUUAAAAGCAUCUCUGAAAUUGCCGAACUCUAUGUGAUGUCAUGCCGCAAACAUAAAACAAAACCCCUACAGACUGUAUUGGAUCACUUAAAGGGUGUUGAAUUAAAUAAACAACAACGUCAGCCGGUGUUAUCGUUGAAAUCAAUUAAAUUGGCAGCCAGUGAUUGCGAAGCAUUGGAAGAAAUUUUCAAACGGGUACAGUACAAAUUUAUAGAUCUCUCAUCUUGUGACCUGGACGAGUGGGCGACAAGCGCCCUCUUUGAAAUGAUUGAGUAUUAUGAGGCAGCCCAUGAAUUGGACAUCUCUUCGAAUUCGAAGGGUAUGACCAUGCGAGGUUGGGCCGGCUGUAUGGCUAUGGUUAAGCAUAGCGAAGAGCUGCGGGUACUAAUCGCCCAAGGCAAUCCAAUUUCUAAGCAAAGUGCUGAUGGUUUGGGUCAGGCGAUAAGUGCAUCUAAUUUGCAUACACUAAAAUUGGAACAUUGUGGAUUGAAAGGUGCACUAGAUGGAUUGUGCUUCAAAUUGCGGCACAAUACGACGCUAAGGGAGCUCUGGUUAGCGCAUAACGAUUUGGAUUGCAAAGAUGCAGAAGCCCUUGGUGAUUUGUUGAAGGUUAAUCAUUACCUCGAACUAAUUGAUAUAAGUAACAACAAUAUUAGGGAUAGGGGACUCUUAUACAUUGUCGAAGCACUAAUACUGCAAUCCAAUGAACUGGAACGGCGAUCGAUGCUUCAACGAUCAUCUGCAAUCGAUGAUGAUGAUAGUUUGUCAUCGGUUGAAGCUUCACAGACAACUGACUUCGACACCAGUGAUUCGUUCAGCAACAGCGGGAAAGGCAGCGCUGAAGAGAAUGUCGAGAAUAGUGAAAGCGAUGAAAAUGCCUCAGACAAAAGACAAAAACACGCUGCGGUGGACAAAUCCUCGGAUGUCUUUAGCACUGCACUGGCCACUGAUAAAGUCACAAAUAAUGAUAAUACACUACUGCAACAACAUGCGAAUCCAGAUGUAGGAACUGUUUCGUCAGCGAAUGCUGCAGUAAAUAGUAAAUCAUCAGUUGUUGGAGGCGCGGAGACGUUGAAUGCUGUUGUGGGAUCAUUGGAUGAAAUGGACGGUGACGAUGAUACAGAAGACACUGUGAAGUCAAGCAAUCAUAAGAAUGGCGCGCAUGCGCCCAGUGGUCAAUCGAUGUUGGAUAAAUUGUUAUCGAUGAACAGCGAGAGCAGCAGUGAGGAGGGUGCGUCCAAUUUGUCCACAGACACUAUAGCGGCAUGCGGUUCUGAGGAUGCGAGCAUAACUAGUGAUGAUAUAUUUGAAACUUCCGGUGCGGUGGGGGUGGCGAGCGCAUCGGCCGAAACACAAAAGUCUAAUUCCAGUACGAAGGCGGUAGGAGUAGUGAUGGCGGCGCACCUGGUAGAAGGGCCGACAGAUAUUAAAGUCGGCAAAGUGAAAAACGUGGAGGAAAUAACGUUGAUUGAUAUUGCAUCUUCGGACACAGACCCUCCCAAUACAACUUCUGACAAUGGCAGCAAUGGUAGUGGUGCUGAAGUGGUCGCUUCUAAUAGCAAUGAUCAAAGUGAGAAUACAUCGACAACGUCAAAACUAAGUGAUGAUGAUAACAAUAGCAAUAAUAACACUGCAAAUAGCGCGUUUAUUGACACUAGCGGUAAUGAAGACGACUGCAGGCAUUACAAAGAUUCAGGGAGGCCGCUCACACAAGAUCAGGAUAAUGAGAACCAGAAUCUGCUCUCACUUCAGCAACCAAAUGCGCCAAAUAUCGGCGGUGUUUUUGAAGUGACCGCUGGUGAAGGAGAUUGCACCAUUGCAGAAGCGCCAGCUGCUGCUGCUGGCGUUAUUAGUGGCGAUCGUAUCUCUGCUGAUCAGACAACAGCACAAUUUCAGCAACAAUUGCCAUCGAAGGCUCUGGAUGUAAAUAAGAAUACAAAGCUGACCGAUGACUACGAUGACACACACAGCACCGAUUCUGCAUUUGAAAGUGCCUCCGAGGGCGAUAUUAGCCGACAUCUGCCGGAGGAAUACAGUCGGCUGUCAUCAUCUUUUGACGGUGUACCAAUGGAUGACAUUGGGAAGGGUGUGGCCAUUGAAACUGGCACUAUUGCUACUGAGUCUACUGAAUAUUUGGCAGAUGCAGGUGUAACGCCGACUUCUACGCCAACGCCACCAUCAUCGCUGCACACACAACAACUAGGUGGUGUCCCAUUCAGACUAGACGAUAAUGCAGAUGCUAGUUGUCGAACAAUCACACCUAAUACGGCUUUCACAUCCCACACAUAUGCCAGUGUCGUGAAGAUGGCGGAAGGUGAAAAGUCUUCAGCUACAGAAACAAAAGCAAAAGCUGGUAAUAUCCUGUCCGAUGAGGAAAAUCAUGAAAAUCCUUUAAAUGAACUACCUGCACUGCCGAAAGUCACUAUUGCUUCUGAUAAUAUGGUGGCCAAGGAUAAAGAGGCACUAACUCAUAGCCCGAUCCCGACACCACCACCGCCAUCGACAUCACCUGGCGGAGCUAGUCAUGGCAUGCGUCGCACAGAGUCUUCGACUACCUUCAUUACACCCGCUACUCGCCAUCGCUCUCAGAGCUCGGACAGUCUAUGUAGCGAUAACUCAUUGGACGGUAGCACAAGUAGCGAUCUAAAUUUUUCCACCUCUUCACAGCUCAAUGAAAAAUUGACGAAAAAUGACACACUCACGCGGCAGCAACGUCAAUCGGACCCGCGUAUAGAGCCGGCGGUGAAGGCACCGGGUGGCCUGAAGGCACUCGCGCUCUGGAAUAAUAACUUAAGUAAAGAAGCUGGAUACUAUAUAGCCCACCUAUUGGCCGAGACCAACUCGCUGGAAUUGCUAAAUAUUGGCAAAAAUUGUCUGUCGAAUGACUUCGUGACGCGUAUUAAAGAUAGUCUCAUACGAAAUACCACAUUGACAACGCUAGGACUGCAGAGUGCACAUUUGAGUGCGAAUGGUAUUGAAACUUUGGCGUCAAUAUUAACAUUCGGCGGGAACAGCACGCUGCAACGGCUAGAUAUACGCGACAAUAAAUUGGAGGUGGAGAGUUUAACAAAAAUUGCCGAGGUGCUCAAAUCGAACACAACAAUAACACAAAUCGAUAUUGAUGAUGAGCCAAAGAGGUUGUCGUUUGAAAAAUUGCAAAUAGUACCCCAUGUCACGGAUGCAUAUCAACCACAGUCGAUGAAGAAACAAGAAUGCGUGGGCAGCGAAGCGCACAUGGACUAUACGCGCGUUCUAGAAAACGUACGUUCAAUGUGUUCACGCAAUGAAAAGACCCAAACACAAUUGCAGUCGGACAAAUCACUCAAUAGCGUAUGCGGCGUGGCUAAUAAGCGACGCAGUGGUUACUACUUGGGUUCACGAAAAAUUUCAUUGACCUGUCAUACGCGCCCACUGGUUGAGACUACUACUACUGUGAUGGCAUCUAGCACUACACCAACAUCGGCGGUCAAUACCAAAUUGGAUGCGAAGCGCAAAACAGGUGCCCGUCUGCGGUCGCCAGUGCCCAGUCCACCCACAAUUUCACCCUCAUCUUCGCCCAAUCGCAGUCGUUUUCAAGUAUUUCGCGUUACUGAAGUCAGUCCGCUGACCUCACCACUAGCUCAAACCCCACCUUCAGCCGCGUCGUCUACAUCUUCGCUAGCCACCAAUAGUAAUAGCAGCAGCAUAUCCAUGCCUGCUGACAUGUCCUACAAGAAUUCGGCAAGUUCAAUUCCUGCGACAUGUUUCCUACCCACUUCUAGCUCACUACCUUCAAUGGCCACAGUCACGUCAUCCACUCAAUCAAUUAAACGUUUCUCGGCGUCGCCUCGGUCACGUUUUAUGGUAUCAAAGAUCUACGAAGAUCCACGGGUGCCAUUAGCAAGCCGCUCGUUGCCCCCAAUUACACCACCGAUUCAUCUGCCACCUACGCCAAUCGCGAAGCAUGCGCCCGAAAGUGCCAAGCUAAUAAUUUUUAGCGCUGCAGCAGUAAAACCAGUAGCGACAGUUGACAAAAAAGGAGUUGAGGAAAAUGGUGCACGUACACACGAUUUAACAGCAGCAACCAUAACAACUGCUUCCAAUAGCGGCGGCGACGUUGUCUCUCAAAUUAGCGUUGUGCAAGCUACUACAUUAAUCGUCACACCGCCUACACCCGCUAUUGCGGAAUCCAGUAGCAACAACAGUAGCACAAAUAUUCUUGAUUUUAGUCAGAAUGUUAAUCUAAAAAAAGUUGAUAGUACAAAUGCCACAGCCCAAAUGCAGACGCAACAAACACAACAAGAAGAAGAACAAUCACAACUACAAACACAAAUACCACUGCAAUCAAAACAAAUACAAGAUAUUUCGUCGCAAAGCAUUAAUGCGCCGACUAGUACUGGCUGUCAAAAUGCGGGCAGCAACACCACUACUACCACCUCCCACAAUUCCAACAAUAAUUCGCUAUCGCCAAUCUGCUCGUCAUCGUCCUCUUCAUCUUCGACAUCGCCAGCAUCGCUACAUUCAAACUCUUCUUCGUCCACAUCGACAUCCUCGCCGUUGUCGGCAAUUUUUUCCACCAGCUCGUCUGACUCCACCGAUGGCAUUGGUGGUAGUGGUGCCGGUGCCGCUGGCGGUGAACUAAGUUUGCGCGAUGAACUAUUAAAUGCAACUGGCACCCGUUGCCCGCUUGCUGUUUUUAACGAUAAUGAUAAUGAUAUUACGCUCACCAAAAGUUCGACGACCGAAUUGUCUACGCCACCAACGUCAGCGGUGGCAACGGAAGAGUCACAACAGCGCCAACGGAAAGUGUCGUGGAUGGCAAAUCCUGGUGCUGUGGAUAAGUUGCGAUCGCUAUUUUUCCAACGUAGUUCAUCGCCCGAAAAUAAGACGCAAGUACCAACAGCAGUAACAGUAGCAGCAAUUGGUCCGCCAACGCAGGCGGUGGUGACAAAUCCCACAGCUACCAUCCCCUCUAACAGUAACAACACAACAGUUGCCAUUAACAAUGCUACAGCCUUCAAUUUGUCCGAUUGCGCCUUGACUGACGCCUCCUCCCAGCAACAGCUCUUGCAAAAAUUCGUCCAUGCCUCGCAGCAGCUCAGUAAGGUGUUUCGUCAAAAUCUCUCAUUUGGUAAUGAAGCUGCAACAACAACAAAUACAUUAGCUGGUAUAACUAGCGUUUCAGGUGUCACAACAGGAGGCUUUUUAUCAGGAGGCGUUGAUGGUAACGGUACAUUACCACCAACAGAGCAGCACGACGUUACGCUCAUACCCACCGAAGUGAAACAAGAAAUCAAAGAGAAUAUCUCACCGGAACAUACUAUUAACGAGGAAACAUUGCAUAGCUUACAAAAGCUAACAGGCAUUGAGGUGGCAGUACAAAGGGUACAAGAACAACAACAACACCAACAAUUAGCAGCAGGAGCGGGAGCGAGAGCAUUGUUGGAGGACAUGGAAGCUGCAGCAGUAAUAAUAAAACCCGCGAUACUUGAUGAAUUCAAUACGAAAGCAGCUGAUAGCAACAUAAGCGUCGAAAGUGACACACGCAUAGGCGCCGAGAUGGCGGCAAAUUUAGUCAAAGAGGAGCCAACAACAGCUAGUGCGGUGGCUUCGAAUGCUGCAGCCAGCACUUAAACUUAACGGUUUUAUUUCUUAAUUUCUAACUGUAAACUUUAAAAAUUAUUUAACGUUUUUAUAUACAUACAUAUACACUUAGAUAUUUUUUUCGCUAAUUUAAAUCUAAAAGAAAAUUGGGAGUGUGUUAUACACUUAAAUAUUAUUAAUCUAAACAGACAGAUGAUAUACAGAUACAGAUAUAUAUAUAUUUGGCGAUCACGCACUUAAGUAACUUAAAAUUAGUGGAUUUUCUAAUCUUUAUGCUAGCUUUAAGAAAUGUUCACGCGCUUUCUUCUCUCCCUCUUUUAUACAGUUUUAUGCUUAGGCAGUAUACAUACAUAUAUUUUCCAAAUAUGCAAUUAUGUUUUCAAAUUAGCUGAAAACGAAUGCUGUGCGUUGUUGAAAAGUUAUACAAUCUUUUGUUCAGUGUCAAUGGCUUCGGGAAAUGCA